GUAUUUGGAGAGUAGUGUAAGGACGUUCCUUAACGCCAUACAAAUUGUUUCAAUAUACAAUAACUUAGUACAUUGUACAUCUCAGUUCACCGUGUCUUUUCUCGAUAUUAAUUAUUUAGUUCAGUUUUUACUUAAAAGCUAAUGCUUAGUGUAGGUGUAACGUUAAAGUGUUAGGUAUUCAAUAUCCUGUUUAGUCAAAACAAGGCCGAAUACGACCGCCUGCGUGUCGUCAGUAAAGUUUCAGAUUUUCCAUCAGUCUCACCGCGGGAGAUCAUAGAAAAUCUCUGUAAUGAUAAACAAUGGCUGUAUUCGCUCCCACGCUCGUUCACUAGAAAACUCAUCACUUAACGAAGAAAUGUGACAUAACGCCAUCUAGCGGUAACAGCGCGUACUACGCAAAACGAAACCAAAAUGAAGCUGAAUUUGUUCAAGCGGUCCAUGAUUUUUGCGACAUUCUUUGGGUCGUGUCUAUGUAUAGCGUUAUUGGUCGCGUCUCUGGGAACCCAGCAUUGGGUAGAUGCAAGAGCGAGGCGGUUGCAAAACACUGAAUCCGAGGGCAGAAUUAACUUUGGACUGUUUGAGGGGCACAAAGAAUUGAAUUUCGGAUAUGGGUGGAGGCCACACGAUUUAAGUAUAGGCGCAGGAACUCACCCUGCCCGCCGAUGGGCGUGGUGUGGUACAGCCGCCCAAUUAGCAGUAGCCCUAGCAGCUAGCGCGGGAGCAGCUGUAUUAGCCGCAUUGGCAUCUGCAGCCAGGCACUCAGCGCAGCCACGCCCACUUUUGCUCACUAAUUGUGCCACAGUACUAUUCUGUCUCGGCGCAAUGUCAGUGUGGCUCACUGAGUUCUUCCUCCGUCUGCAGCAUAACGUUAUGUCUGAGGAAGACCUCGCAAAUACAUGGUCUUCCGACCUAACGGCAGAUCUUGGAUUGUCCUUCUGGUUAGUGGUAGCAGCUGCCAUAUCAGCAUUUAUCAACAAUGUAUGCAUUUUAAUUGCAAUGUCAGAUGCGCCUGAUUCGGACGUCGCUGCCCCCGCGUUAGAGGAAAAAUUGAAUGGAGCUAUCAUGCUUUACUAAUAAUCUCUGAAGAAUCUCUUGUGAACUUUGUUUAACCUACUCCACUGAACCUAAACGAAGUUUACAUUUCGACGCGUAUGUUUUUUUUAAAUCAUAAUAGUGCAAAAAGUUUUAAUUACGUUCUUAAAAAAGGUUAAUAAACCAAGUUAUUCCAUGAAAGGUGAACAAUAAGGAUUGUAGUUUAGUUCUUAGAUGUUUACAAAUAUGAGUUAUGCCGUCUAUUGUGUAUUGCCAUUUUGGCAUAAAAGGCUGAAUAUGUAAUAAUCCGUCCAGUAAAUGUUGUAUUGUCGAUUGUUAUUCCUAAAUUAAGGAAAAGUAAUUUUAUAAUAAAAUAAUAUGAGCCCAUCCUUGAACUAUGUGUAUUACUGUUUACUUGCUUAUUUAAAAGAUUGUUGUACUUGUCAAACUUCUAAACCCGUUAUGUCGCUCAAUGCGUUAAUAUUAAUAAUAAAUGUACUUAUGCAUUUUAUGUAUUAGUGACAAUAUGUCUAUAGAUAAAUCAUUUCAACAAUAUUGUAUAGUAGUAUCCUAAACAAUGUGUAUAGUUUUGUAACUUUGUAUACCAGCGGUACACUGAAUUUUAAAAAAAAACCUACAUAUAAAUAUACAAAAUAUACGAACAUUAAAUAUAUAAAUUGGCUUCAAGAUGAUACAAUAUUUUUAGCAGAGCGGAGGUUUUAUAACCUCACGAUUCAGUGGGCAUUGAAAAGUCAUAUCGACAACAAACCGUAUAACGCAGCAGUUUAAAAUUAAAUAAUUGUGAUAGAUAUACUCGUUUUAAUCUGGUCAACGUGUAUUUUGUUUAAAAUUUUUUUUUGCCU
Messenger RNA from Pieris napi, 1895 nucleotides. RefSeq lists its product as uncharacterized. The record is from RefSeq and is a predicted model, not a curated record. The transcript is spliced from 5 exons. Lineage: Eukaryota; Metazoa; Arthropoda; Insecta; Lepidoptera; Pieridae. The coding region runs from base 412 to 1074 and encodes 220 amino acids.